UUUCUGUACGGUACUCUGCUCCUCCUUGUUGCAUGGGAGAAGUUACGAGCAAUGAAAAGGUAGCAGCAGUGCUUUGUUUUUCUCCUCUUCCUUCUUCUUCAUCAUAUGAAGAAGGGAUCAUAAUUUCAUGGUAGAAGCUGAAGAAAGGCCUGUGGAUGCGUGAGACGUUGACAUGGAAAUCAUUGAAAAGUCAAGGUGGAAAACAAGGAAGCGGUGGUGUACGUGUCGGACUUGACGCCCCGGAAAUUUACGGGAUCCCGAUGAGUCACUGAGACUUUCAUUUCCUCGUGCCCCGAAAUUCCAUCUCGUGCCCCGAAAUUCCAUCCUCUGCCAAUUUUCUGCCUUCCUGCACACGGCCAACACAGAGAGAGAAGUGCUUUUCGAUGGGUCGAAUAAGUUAGGAGUGACAGUACCAUGCUCGCUUCUCUGCCAAAAUGCACUGGUGGAGAGGCGGCAGGAAGGACUGCUCUUCUCCCCAUUCUGGAUUGUCUCCUACUUCUUCUUCUUCCUCUUCCUCUUCCUCUGCGCCGUCCCCAGUUUCACCGAGCCAUAGACGUAGAGCCAAGGACGAGAAGCUAUCUCAGUCUCUCCAACACUCUAAGCAACCGGCUAGAAAGCUAACCAGGCAACGGAAACUCCGGUACCCUACAGUCCCCGAAUUCAGUCUAGAACCUCCGAACUCCGAUCUCCGAUCACCAACCAACUUCGAUGUGUCUUCGUCGGACGAAGACCUUCCUUUGCUGGAAGUCAGUGGGUUUCUUCAGACGGGCCACAGAGUCUCGCCAUGGAAGUCGAGUUGUCACCCUCUCCCAUCGCCAGGAGAAGUGGGUGGAAUCCUCCAUCACACCUCUGUCUCCGAUUCUGAGACUAAUCGAUUUGAAGCCAACAGAAGAAGUGCUUCAACUAGUUGUGUAUCAAGCUCCAACCCAAGUCCUCAAAGCUUGACUUCUGGAGAUACACUUCCAUCUUAUGAAUGUUUUCAAGGACAUCAGGUUGGGUCGCCUCAGCAAAAUCAGGAGGACUCUCCUUUUCAUAGCCCAACAAGGAGAGAUUCUGUCUUGAAUUUCAAAAAUCAUAAUGAAUUAGUUACUGUGGUGCACCCAAAAUUGACUAUGGAGAGCAACUCAGUUUCAGUUAAGCAUGAGGUUAACCAACCUAUGGUUGUUCAUCCACUGCCGCUUCCUCCAAAAGCAGCAGCAUCAGGACCGUCAUCUUUUGUGCAGCAACCAGGAGCAGUCCCAAGCCUCACAUCAAGAACAAGGAGCUGGCAAAAGAAGCAUCUUAUUGGAAGUGGUACAUAUGGGAGAGUCUAUUUUGCUCUGAAUAGUCAAACUGGUGCCACAUGUGCAAUGAAGGAGGUAACUCUAAUUCCGGAUGAUCCAAAAUCCUCGGAAUGCAUAAAACAGCUGGAACAGGAAAUAAAUACUCUUACCCAACUUAAACAUCAAAACAUUGUGCAGUAUUAUGGAAGUGAAAUAGUUGAUGAUAGUUUCUACAUAUAUAUCCAGUAUUUUCCUCGUGGUUCAAUCAUAAAAGUGAUUCAGGAGUGGGGUGGUGCCCUUCCAGAACAGGUUGUCCGCAGCUUCACUCGUCACAUUCUUUCGGGUUUGGCAUACUUGCAUAGAGAAAAUGUUGUCCACAGGGAUAUCAAGGGGGCAAACCUACUGGUUGACACUGAUGGUAUUGUUAAACUUGCAGACUUUGGGGUGGCAAAACCUUUAAAAGGGGAAAUUUUACCACAAUCGAUGAAGGGUUCUCCAUAUUGGAUGGCUCCAGAGGUCCUGAUGCAGAAAGAAACUGGAUAUGACCUUGCUGUUGAUAUUUGGAGUUUGGGUUGUACCAUCAUUGAGAUGGUGACAGGGAAACCUCCAUGGGGUGAUUUAAAUUGGGCUGCAGCAAUGUUUAAAGUCACAAGAAAUGAAACCCCCCAUAUUCCAGACAAUUUGAGUUUGGAGGGUAAGGAUUUCCUUUGUCGCUGCUUGCAAGUUAAUCCAACUGACAGAGCAACAGCAGUAGAGUUGCUUGGACAUUCAUUUGUCGGAGGCUCCCUUCAUCAAGAAAUUUCUAGUUAUCAUGAGACAGUUUUACUUAUGAAAAAGCUGCAUGUAUCAAAUAAGUUGACAACAAACCAGACUUUGACGACGUUGCCAAGAAAGCAGCAGGUGAAGCAAAAGAAGAUAUGGGAAAGCCAAAGCAAUCAUGGGGGUGCUGAACAUCAGAGAAAUCUGUCAGCCCCAUCUCUUUCUCCUUGCUUUACGCUUGAGAAUCUUCCUAGUCUGUCUUCUUUACGUACAAAUAAGAACAUAUAUAAUGUUGGUCCUGUGAACAUGGAAACAGCUCUAAAUCUUGCUUGCAGGACUGAUCCUGAACAUCAAGCAUCCUGCCACUAGUGGCAAGGACCGGUGGUUGUGUUUGCUAGGUUGUAACAUCUGUAACCUUAUAGUGGAUACUGGACUUACUGUAUCACGCACCACGAUGUCUUCAAAAUUUGCACGUGGUCGGUGAUGUCCAAUUCUUCGUUUGGCAGGGCUUACCUUUCAUUCUACAGUUUUCCCACCUUAGUCUCGUCUUUUAUUUCUGAUUGUUUUGAAUAUUCCAACCAACAAGGAGAAGAACAUGAUUAUUGGUUCCGGAAGACAAUUGAAUACAGAUCUGUGUACAUUAUAACCA
Molecule: messenger RNA, 2670 nt
Organism: Nymphaea colorata (pocket water lily)
Lineage: Eukaryota; Viridiplantae; Streptophyta; Magnoliopsida; Nymphaeales; Nymphaeaceae
Product: mitogen-activated protein kinase kinase kinase 5-like
Exons: 11
Coding region: 435-2390 (651 amino acids)
Biological process (GO): protein phosphorylation
Molecular function (GO): protein kinase activity; ATP binding
Source: RefSeq, a predicted model, not a curated record